Molecule: messenger RNA, 3736 nt
Organism: Heterocephalus glaber (naked mole-rat)
Lineage: Eukaryota; Metazoa; Chordata; Mammalia; Rodentia; Bathyergidae
Gene: Kcnk6
Product: potassium two pore domain channel subfamily K member 6
Biological process (GO): stabilization of membrane potential; potassium ion transmembrane transport
Cellular component (GO): plasma membrane
Molecular function (GO): potassium ion leak channel activity; outward rectifier potassium channel activity
Source: RefSeq, a predicted model, not a curated record
CCAGGCUGGCCUCAAACUCACAACUAUCCUCCUGCCCCAGCCUCCCAAGUCCUGGGUGUAGAUGUGCACCACUGAGCUCAUCUUUCCUAGUCUCUCAUGUUGGAGGCUGAUCAAUCUACUGAUCUGCCUAGAAAGGGGAAUGGUGAGGGUUAAAGAAAGAUAAUAGAGACUUGCAUAAUUUCAAAGUACAUGGCUGGCUGGGAGGUCAGUACCUCAGAGUGGGCAAAGACAAAGACGGCUAGCCACUAUGUAUUGGGUGCACACAGUAAUCAGAGGAAGUAUCGGGUGACUCAGAGGGUGGCAGGAAUCCUAUGUUGAUGAGGAUCUUAGAUUGAUGAGGACAGUGAGAUGGGCAAAGCAUUCUUACAAUAGUAGUGGGACGAGACAGCAGGCUAAUAAGGAAUCUGUCCUCCCCUAGGUGAUACCUUUCUCUUUUUUUAUUACUACUCGGUUCUCAAAGAGCCAAGAUGUCUUCAUCUGAUGUACUCUUGCCCUUGAGCGUCACAGCAUCACCCACAGGACCUUUGAGGGUUCAACUUGUGACCAGAGGCAAAAUGGAGUUAUGUUUCCACAUGCCAUAGCCGGCUUUCAGGCAAGAAGACACUGGGCCUUAGACAGUCCUAAUCGUAAUUUAAUUUUGAAAUGAUUUUCCCCCCAGAUUAUGUAGAAUGGCUCUCGACAUUCCUCCGAAGCUUUCUUAACAUCCCUAAGCAGGGUUAUGGCCUCUUGCUGCUUUCCACAUCUCUGCCUUGGUCACUGUGCUGUUUCCCGAAUCCCAGCCCUGACCACGCUGGGCUGUCACUCUAUCAGUCUCCCCAUUAGACUGGGAGCUCCAUGAGGACAGACUCCAAGGCUGUCUCAGUCUCCGCUGUGUCCCCAGGACUACCCAGCACAAAGUGGGCGCUGAGCAAAGAUGUGAACAGCUAAUGACCCCACUCUGCCCACGAGGGCACAGAGGACACUUGAUUCAGUGAUGUCUGCGUUUGUGCGUUAGAGGUCGCAGCUCCCCUCCAAGGCUCAUGAUUUGGCAAAUGUACGAGAACCGGACUUCCCCUUGGUUGUCAUGCGCCUGGAUGCAGUGAGCUCCUUAACAGCUGUGAGCUCUCUUUGAGGAGUUGAGAUGCAACUUUUUCGUGCAGGGUACAGGAGCGGAAAGGAGUUUGGAUUCUCUGUAUUGCAGGGACCCCUGACUCCGGGAGGGAGGAAGAGAGGGAAGGGAAGGACUCCCCGGCUCAGUCCAUCCUGCUGGUCUCCCGGCAGAGGCAGGAGCGCAGAGCUCCGCCCUCGGUGCCCUGCGCUAACACACCUGGCGUCUGGGCGUGCCUCAGUUUCCCAGAGGCAGCUCCUCCCUCAGCCCCGCUCCUCCUCCUUUUCCUCUUCCUCUUGGGUCGUCUGUGGCCGCGUCUCCAGCUCCCGGAACUGAAAGUAGGCUCGGGGCGGCGGGGGGCCACGUCAGCGGCCGCCCAGGGCUGUGCGGGCACUGGGCGCCAUGCGGCGGGGCGCGAUGCUGGGGGGCGCUCUGGUCGCCUACGCCGCGUACCUGGGGCUGGGCGCGCUGCUCGUGGCGCAGCUGGAGCGGCCGCACGAAGCCCGGCUGCGGGCCGAGUUGGGCUUGCUGAGGGAGCAGCUGCUGCAAGGCAGCCCGUGCGUGUCGCCCCUGGCGCUGGACGCCUUCGUGGAGCGGGUGCUGGCGGCCGGGCGGCUGGGGCGCGCCGUGUUCGCCAACGCCUCGGGGGCCACCAACACCUCGGACCCCGCCUGGGACUUCGCCUCGGCGCUCUUCUUCGCCAGCACGCUGGUCACCACUGUGGGCUACGGCUACACCACGCCGCUGACCGAUGCAGGCAAGGCCUUCUCCAUCGCCUUCGCGCUCCUGGGUGUGCCGAUCACCAUGCUGCUGCUGACCGCCUCGGCCCAGCGCCUGGGGCUGCUACUGACACAUGCGCCCCUGUCCUGGCUGAGUUUUCAUUGGGGCUGGGACCCCCGGCGGGCGGCCCGAUGGCACCUGGUGGCCCUGCUGGCGGUCAUAGUCACCAUCUGCUUCCUGGUGCCGGCUGUGGUCUUCGAGCACCUUGAGGAGGCCUGGAGCUUCCUGGAUGCUUUCUACUUCUGCUUCAUCUCUCUGUCAACCAUCGGCCUGGGGGACUAUGUGCCUGGGGAGGCCCCGGGCCAGCCCCACCGGGCCCUCUACAAGGUGCUGGUCACAGUGUACCUCUUCCUGGGCCUGGUUGCCAUGGUGCUGGUGCUGCAGACUUUCCGGCACGUGUCCGACCUCCACGGUUUCACAGAGCUCAUCCUGCUGCCCAAUCCGUGCCCUGCCAGCCUCCACCAGGAGGAGGAUGACCAGGUGGACAUUCUGGACCCCCAGCCUGACCUGCACCAGGAGCUCUCUGCCGGCUCCCAUGCCAACUACGCCUCCAUCCCCAGGUAGCUGGGCAGGCACUUCGAGGCUGCAGGAACCAGUGACGAGAGCUGACCAGACAUGAAUGUCCACACCUGUACGCCAGAGGCACUGUCACCAACUAUCCGCCUCAUCCCAUGUUUUACAGUGCCAGGCUGGGCAGCAGGGGUGGCCGUCUCUGGUCCUCUGAGCACCAGAUGAUCCUGUCCACUUCCCUUUCUCUUACUUUCCUUCACACUCUGGCCUCUUUGGUGCCCCAUUGCUCACACCAUUUCUGUCUUCCCCUCUUGCUGUCUCUGUCUUUUUCUCUCUCACACAUGCUGUUUCUCUCUCAUUCAGCCACUCAUCUACUGCUGACUCUACCAGGCUCUGAGCCUGGACCUUACUCUGGCCCUAGAUUGGGCACUCUGUCUUGGAAAAGUGGCUGUCCCUCUCUGAGCCUUGAAGAGAGGUUGGAAGGAAGAAGAGAUGGAAAGAAUCUGUUCAUUCAUCCAAAGAUCCCUCCUUAGUCCUGGCGCUGUGCUGGACAGUGUUGGGGACACAGUAGUGGUGGGGGUGGCCCUGGGCUCUCCUCUCAUGGGGCUUACAGACUUGUCCUCAGACAGUGACAGUCCCAAGAGGGCAGGAUGUCAAUGGAGCCAGCAGAGGGAUCAGGUACGACGUGAAAAAAAGCAUAGGCAGAGUGGGAGGUGGGGGAGGAUAGGGCAGGUGUCCAACGCAGCCAGGAGGGCUUCCCAAAGGAAGGGACAGUUCAACUAAGACCUAGCUGGGUGGUGUCACACUCCUGUAAUCUCAGCACUCUGGAAGGCUGAGGCAGGAGAAGUGCAAGGUCAAGCCCUGCCUGGGCAACUUAGUGAUUUAGUGAGACCCUGUGUCAAAAUUAAAAAUAAAGGGCUGGGGGUGUAGCUCUGUAUGAAGCCCUGGGUUCCUCUUCUAGUACUACAAACAAACAAACUUAAGUAAGAGCUGAAAUGUGAGGGGUAGGCAGGGGGAGAAGUCUCUGAUUUAUUUUUUCUGAGGUGUCUGCAGGGAGCAGCACCCAUGUGGAGAGCCCUGGGGUGGGCCUGGGUGGCAGCAUCCUCCUCGGCAGCCUGGCAGGCAGGAAGGGGACACAGGACCCCAUUGUAGAUCCCAGUGGCUCAGAAAGGCGGCUGGUCCUAGCAUGGCUCUGAUGCUACAGCUGAGGUCGUGUCCUGAGCACUAUCUGCCUGUCCUACUUGGGGCUCAGCCAUGUCUUGCCUGUGUCCCCAGGCAGCCACUCUGCCUCUCAGGCUUCCUUCCUUCCUUCCUUUUUCUCUCUCUCUCUUUCUUUCUUUCUUUCUUUCUUUCUUUCUU